AUGGUGAAGCUUUUGCUCGUCCUCCUUUUCGGGCUUUUGCCGGUAAUCGAUGGCCUCUACUAUCGGUGUGGUUUAAUGGUGAGUUCAAAUGAAGUACUUAUACUUACAGGGUAGGUCAUUUUUUUUUUCGGUUGGAUUUUCCUGAAACUUGGUUAGAACACUCCGUGAUGUACCUGAGAAUCUUAACCUACAUAACUGUUCAGUUUACGAGAAAGGACAACUCAAAGUCAGUUAAAACUAUUAAAAUUCAUCAAAAUGAGCUACUUUGGAGAACUUUGAGCCUUUAUUUCUCGAAAACUAAGAAGUUGUGCAGGUUGAGACUUUCAGAUUUUUUAUCGGAUAUAUCAAGGAACAUGCUUGCCAAAUUUCAGGAAAGUCCUAUCUGCAAACUCAAUUGAACUUCCUUGUUAAUGUCACUUCGAGAUCAAUCGCAAACCGCUACCCCCCGUGGGGGCCCCUAACUCAACCCCUCUCUGGGCCCCUAAUUUUUUUUUGUCAUUUACAAAAGUCAAAACGAAGGCAUAGUUCAGGCUCCUUUCAUUUUUCAUUUUUUUUUACGUAAAUAAAAUAAAUAUAUAACCACCGAGUUUGCUACCGAGUGCUUUAACACACGUUCUCUGAGAAAAUCGAUGACUUUUCAGUAAUAAAAAGCAAAAUAAAAAAAAAGUUUUUUUGAUUUGCCUCAAAAUGUGGUCACGGCUCACACACGUGCUUCUGAUUAUUUAGCACCAGGUUCCAGGUGGCUCCGCCCCUUUUAAAAGAUACUGUAGACAGUAAGCUGAAAAAAAUUAAUUUUUUUCCUGUUGAGAAUUUUCAUUCAAAAAUGUUUGGAAAUGUAAGAAAACACUAUUUUGAGUAUUUUUUCAGUUGCAACUUUUUUUCUAACUCGACUUCUUCGGGGAGAAAAAAAUCGAAAUUUCCUCAAAAACAGCGAUUUUUUCAGUUUUUGAGCCAUAACUAGAGUAAGAACCCCCCUAUGGUACGACUUUUAUUUCUGAUUAUGAAACUAGGGGCCUUCUUCUUCAAGAAAAAGUAGUUCUACAACAAAUCCCUGGGGUGGGAUAGUUGAGCUCCAUUCGACCGAAGGUGAUCAACUCGAAUCGGCUCAAAAUUCAAAAAAUCAUUUUUCUCCUAAUAUGACGGCUUCUUUCUCUUUUUUGUUUUGAAACAAAAGACAACACUCACGUUCAUGUUCUCCACCAUUUUGGUGCUCAAAGAAAAUUUGAUUCCGAAUUUCUCGAGACUUUUUCGAAUUUUAGGACUUUCGUCGAUUUUUCGGUUUUUCCGUUUUUCAGGUAGUUUUUUUCUGUAGGAACCCCCGAAUGUGGUCAUUAUCUUUUGGUAUAUGUAAGAGUAGGUCUUUCUUGAUAAGGAAAAAAAUUAGUCCGGUAGAAAUCUCUGGGGUGGCCCAGUUGACCUCCGACCGCCUGAAGGUGACGACCCCAAAAAAAUGGAAUUUUUCACAAAGGAUCGGAAAAACAACUUUUUUUGUUUCCAUUCUAACAAAAAAACUUUUUUUCAGUGAGACCUACAUCACUUUUUCAACAUGAAUCGGAGUCUUUUCGGCAAGAAAUAUGUAGUUUUAUUCAAAUUUGAGUCUUGGCGCGCUUAUCUUCGUUUUCACCGUUCUUACCUGCUCUAAGUUGCUGAAGUAACCUGGAAAACCGUUUAUAAUGAUUUUUGGGAAACCCAGCAAAUGUUUGAAUUUUUUUGAACACCUAAGCAAGUGAGAUCGGAGUGAAGAAAUGGCGAAAAAAGCUUUUUUAUCAACUUUUUCGAGAAAUAAAAACACCUUAUGACAUUCAAAAAUGUCAAUUACUCUUUAAAAAACAACUAUUGAUGAAACUUAAUAGAAAGAAAAAAGAGAGACUUAAUAAACCUGACUAUAAUCUGGAGGACGCAUUAAAACGCUUCUUAGGUCAAAAAAAUGCAUUUUUUUAAAAACCCUUUUCCAUUUGAGUUGUUCUGUAAAUGAAUGAAAAACAUGAAACAGUGUCUGAGCAAAUGAAAUCGGGGUUAAGAAAUGGCGAAAAAAGCUGUUUAAUCAACUUUUCGAAAAAUAAAAACACCUUAUGACAUUCAAUAAUGUCGAUGAUUCUCAAAAAUUAUUUUUUCGCCAGAAUACAAUAACUGACAGUUUUUUAAACUUUCAAUCGACUCUAUCCAUACCCUUUUUCCCUGAAAUUGAGGUUUCUGAGGCUUUUAGAAGUACUUGUAAUACAAUUCUGCCUUUUUUUGUGUUGCAACGUUUAUACAGACACUGUUUCAUGUUUUUCAUUCAUUUACAGAACAACUCAAAUGGAAAAGGGUUUUUAAAAAAAUGCAUUUUUUUGACCUAAGAAGCGUUUUAAUGCGUCCUCCAGAUUAUAGUCAGGUUUAUUAAGUCUCUCUUUUUUCUUUCUAUUAAGUUUCAUCAAUAGUUGUUUUUUAAAGAGUAAUUGACAUUUUUGAAUGUCAUAAGGUGUUUUUAUUUCUCGAAAAAGUUGAUAAAAAAGCUUUUUUCGCCAUUUCUUCACUCCGAUCUCACUUGCUUAGGUGUUCAAAAAAAUUCAAACAUUUGCUGGGUUUCCCAAAAAUCAUUAUAAACGGUUUUCCAGGUUACUUCAGCAACUUAGAGCAGGUAAGAACGGUGAAAACGAAGAUAAGCGCGCCAAGACUCAAAUUUGAAUAAAACUACAUAUUUCUUGCCGAAAAGACUCCGAUUCAUGUUGAAAAGUGAUGUAGGUCUCACUGAAAAAGUUUUUUGUUAGAAUGGAAACAAAAAAAGUUGUUUUCCGAUCCUUUGUGAAAAUUCCAUUUUUGGGGUCGUCACCUUCAGGCGGUCGGAGGUCAACUGGGCCACCCCAGAGAUUUCUACCGGACUAAUUUUUCCUUAUCAAGAAAGACCUACUCUUACAUAUACCAAAAGAUAAUGACCACAUUCGGGGGUUCCUACAGAAAAAACUACCUGAAAACGGAAAAAACCGAAAAUCGACGAAAGUCCUAAAAUUCGAAAAGUCUCGAGAAAUUCGGAAUCAAAUUUUCUUUGAGCACCAAAAUGGUGGAGAACAUGAACGUGAGUGUUGUCUUUUGUUUCAAAACAAAAAAGAGAAAGAAGCCGUCAUAUUAGGAGAAAAAUGAUUUUUUGAAUUUUGAGCCGAUUCGAGUUGAUCACCUUCGGUCGAAUGGAGCUCAACUAUCCCACCCCAGGGAUUUGUUGUAGAACUACUUUUUCUUGAAGAAGAAGGCCCCUAGUUUCAUAAUCAGAAAUAAAAGUCGUACCAUAGGGGGGUUCUUACUCUAGUUAUGGCUCAAAAACUGAAAAAAUCGCUGUUUUUGAGGAAAUUUCGAUUUUUUUCUCCCCGAAGAAGUCGAGUUAGAAAAAAAGUUGCAACUGAAAAAAAUACUCAAAAAUAGUGUUUUCUUACAUUUCAAACAUUUUUUUGAAUGAAAAAUUCUCAACAGGAAAAAAAUUAAUUUUUUUCAGCUUACUGUCUACAGUAUCUUUUAAAAGGGGCGGAGCCACCUGGAACCUGGUGCUAAAUAAUCAGAAGCACGUGUGUGAGCCGUGACCACAUUUUGAGGCAAAUCAAAAAAACUUUUUUUUUAUUUUGCUUUAGAUUCAUCGACUUUCUCCGAGAACGCGUGUUAAAUAGUAAAGUGGAGCAGUAUCAUGGUGUUUUCAAAGCUUCAAUUUUUUUUUUUUUGAAAAUAUUGUUGGGUCUCUAGAAUGUCGCUUUUUUCUAGGCGCGAGCUCGCAUUCUUCUCGGCGCCGCCUCGCAUUUAUCUUGCAUUUCGGAAAUUUUCAAAAUGCGAGAGAAAUGCGAGCUCGCGUCUAGAAAAGUGCGAGCUCGCGCCCAGAAAAAUGCGAAACCGGCGCGAGAAAAAAUGCGAGAUGUUUGUGAGCUCGUCAAUGUACCGCCAGCGUCUCGCGUUUAUCUCGGCAAUUAUUCUUAGUGUAAAGACAAACGCGUUUCUUCUUAUUCAUCAAACUCCAGAGAACAGUUCCCGGACCUCACCCAGACAUACCAGCGAUCAGUUUUUUAAUGUCGCGGACGCUUGGCGUCGGCGACACCAUCAUUAUCAAAGGAAAAGUUUUUCCCGACGUUCAGGCUAAGAAGUUGAAUUUCAAUUCAAUUUUUUAAUUUUUCAAAGAACUUUCCAACAGACGUCUCACCAUUGACCUUCUCACUGAACUUUCGGAAGAGUACUACAAAUCGGUCAGUACGUUGCACUUCUCGGCACAGUUUGAUUUGAAUCGAACCUCCAUCGGAGAUUAUAAGGUUGGUAUCUCAGAAAGAUCUCUAGGGUUCAGUUGGAAAACAAGAAAUUUUUCCAAAAAAGUAGGGACCGCAAGGCCACGCCCCCUCGCUGACCAAAAAACGUCGUAUAUUUUGUUGCAUUUUGACGUUCCCUUGUUGUUUAUGCAGUUUCCCUGAACCGUUUUGGGGAAGAAUUGAGGGAAACAUACAAUUGGCUAUCCUCUACAAUCUAAUGACGUUUAAAAUGACGUUUUUUUUUCGCGACGGCUCUGUGCGAAAAAGUGGAAAAACGUUGAAUAUUAAAUACCGCUUGUGGGCAAGUUAUUAUUUUUUUUUAACAUCGCGUGCACGGCUACUGUAAACAGUUUUCUGUAUAACGCUGCCAAGCAAUUUUCAAAAUUAGAAGACGGGAAAAUCAAUUUUAACUGCUCCUAUGCCUUUAAAAAGUUCUGAUAUUUCGCCAUUUUUGAUUCAGCCCAACGCAAACCAAGUCUUCCGCGAGGAGAAGAUACUUCCUCUUGCGCUCACCCUCGAACCAUUCUCCAUCAGAAUCAAGUUAGUUUGUUCAUAGCCCUACAACUAGCUCGGAUCGUUCAGAGUCGAGGCGGACGGAUAUUCAAUUUACGUCGAUAAAAAGUUCCUUUACAAGUUGAAAUACUCAACGGAUUUAAAAGAAUCCUACAAAACUGUGUGGAGAAUAUUUUUACAAAACGUCGACAUUCACACCGAAUGGUGAAUUUUUGUUUUCUAUCACUGCUCACUCGAUUUUUGUAGCAUCAUUGAUUGCAAAGAGGAUAAGGAUUGCCCAGCUGGAGGAAUGACGUACAUUAUCAGCAACAGAUCAUACCGAGAAGCCGGUUAGUUUUCAAAGAACCUUGUUCUACACUGCGUUCAAUAAGGAUAGGACCCCCCUCGAUUUUGGACUUUCUGGCAAAAUACGGAAAGAUAUCAAAAAUCUGUAGGUGCCAUUCGAUUCAGAGUACAAAAUAACCCCCAGAGCCAAACUUUCAUUAUCCUAGCACUUUUCCUACGAAAAUGCCAUCGAAAAAACGGUUUUUUGACCGUUCAAUAAGGAUAGGACCACCUGGAAAUUUUGACUUUCAUUGGUGGUUUUUGGUCAAUUUCUUUUUUGGAUGAGUGGUUUUUUUGUUUUUAUAUUAUUUGUUUCCAAGUUUUCUACGGUUUUCUUUUCGAAUCUUCCAGGUUUAAAAAAUAUUUUAUAUCGAAAAUAGGGAAAAAUGACGUUUUUUGAGUUUGCAUCAAAAUAUUUGAGCGAGUGAUUUUUUCCAGUACUUUGAAUGAACUUAUCUUAUUAAUAGAGACAUUUUAACAUUCAAAAAAACAAAAAGAAGUUUGAAAAACAUUAGUUUAAAAGUUAGAAAACCAGUUAGAAGAUGGUGUAUCAUGACCGAAUUUCCGACUGUCGUCGUUUUCGACCGUUUUUUUUUCUGUAUGUAGUCGGAAUGGCGGUGUAUUUUUUUUAAAGGAUUUGUGAAGGUGCUCCCAUCACAAAAAGACAUUUAGUUGGAUUGGAUAAAAAAUAUCGAUCUUCGGAAAUCGAGGGGUUAAACACCCUUCCGACUGCUACUCGAACUUUUUGCGGUACAUGUAAAUAAAUCAUAUGAAAAGUUUUAAUUCUAAUGAAAAUUGUUUUAUUGCACGUUUUUUUAUUUUUUUGUUUUAUUUAGUUGACAAACUUAAAACCCGCCAAACGCUCUCUUUGAAACAAUACCUUCGAUGAGCGCGGGUAACAAUUUCUCCGCACAUUUUUCUCGGCAUUGUACGUAGUAAAUGAAAUUUUUUUAGAUUAUCUUGUUGAUGAAUUAUGUUCAUAGCACCUUCGCGAGUUCUCAAAAAAAAAGUACACCGCCAUUCCGACUACGUACAGAAAGAAAAACGGUCGAAAACGACGACAGUCUGAAAUUCGGUCAUGAUACACCAUCUUGUAACUGGUUUUCUAACUUUUUAAACUAAUGUUUCUCAAACUUCUUUUUGUUUUUUUGAAUGUUAAAAUGUCUCUAUUAAUAAGAUAAGUUCAUUCAAAGUACUGGAAAAAAUCACUCGCUCGAAUAUUAUGAUGCAAACUCAAAAAACGUCAUUUUUCCCUAUUUUCGAUAUAAAAUAUUUUUUAAACCUGGAAGAUUCGAAAAGAAAACCGUAGAAAACUUGGAAACAAAUAAUAUAAAAACAAAAAAACCACUCAUCCAAAAAAGAAAUUGACCAAAAACCACCAAUGAAAGUCAAAAUUUCCAGGUGGUCCUAUCCUUAUUGAACGGUCAAAAAACCGUUUUUUCGAUGGCAUUUUCGUAGGAAAAGUGCUAGGAUAAUGAAAGUUUGGCUCUGGGGGUUAUUUUGUACUCUGAAUCGAAUGGCACCUACAGAUUUUUGAUAUCUUUCCGUAUUUUGCCAGAAAGUCCAAAAUCGAGGGGGGUCCUAUCCUUAUUGAACGCAGUGUAUUUGCAUAAUCAUUUUUAGUUGGAACGUGUCCAGAAUAA
Caenorhabditis auriculariae is the source of this 6736-nucleotide messenger RNA. The record is from the annotation of a GenBank genome assembly. Lineage: Eukaryota; Metazoa; Nematoda; Chromadorea; Rhabditida; Rhabditidae.